UGUAGUUUCCAUUGAUUUUGAUAUCUCUGGCAAAGCAAAAAGUGCAUUCUCCUUGAGCGGAACCCACAAACCCUACCCCACCUCCUCCUCCUCCUCCUUCAAUUCCCAUUUGGCACAGAACUCAGCAAUUUAUGUUUGUUUCCACAAGAGAAAAAAACCCCCAAAAUUUAAGUAAAUAAAAGUGGUGCCUUUUGCUUGUAAAUUAGGGUUGAUUCUUGGGAUUCAUUAUUGCCCUUUUUCUGCAAGCACGAGUCUUCUCCAUGUCAACUCAAAGGAAUUCUUUGUCUCUCUCUGAUCAUUUCUUGUUGAUUGGGUUAUUACAAUCUUGAUUGCGAGAUUUUCUCCUCUUCGAAAGAAAAAAAAAUACUAUAUAUUCUAUAUUCGUCAGAGGCCCUUCUUUUCCGUUAGCUUAACAAUUCAAGAAUCGGUAUUCAAUUUCAAGAAACUGCCGUUUGGGGGUUUCUUUCUCUCUCCCUCUCUCUAUCUAUGCGGGAAACCCUUUUGAAUUUCUACCCAAAGUAUUGAUAAUGUUGGAUUUGAAGGAGCCAUUUUGCAGAAAGAUUGUUUUUUUAUGUGGGUUUAGUUGCUCCCUUCAUGCCUAAGUUUCUCUCAGGGCUUUCACGCACCAAUUGGUGUAGUAAGUGCAUUCCUCGAUUCUUGAAUUUCCGGUGGAGAAUGGGCUGUAUUCAGGCGAAAUGCUGCCGGAAAUACGCGCCGUCGUCGGACGGAGAUAACAAGGAGGAAACCGGCGUUUAUCCCGGUCAGAAUGCUCAUGUUCUUGCAAAUUCUUUUCUUGAUGUUGUUGAUGUUCCUUCUCAUAAUUUGAAGUUGUCUUACUCUGUGAUUAGCCAGCGUGGUUAUUACCCUGAAACCCCUGAUAAGGAAAACCAAGAUAGUUUUUGUGUGAAAACUAAUAUUCAGGGUAACCCCAAUGUGCACUUCUUUGGUGUGUUUGAUGGCCAUGGCUUGUGUGGAACGCAGUGCUCGAAUUUCGUUAGGGAUAGGCUUGUUGAGAUCUUGUCGAAUGAUGCUGCAUUGUUGGAUGAUCCCGUUAGGGCUUAUAGCAACGCGUUCCUAACAACAAAUGAGGAGCUUCACAAUAGUGAGUUUGAUGAUUCCAUGAGUGGCACUACGGCCAUUACUGCUCUUGUGAUCGGGGAUAAGCUGUAUGUAGCGAAUGUUGGGGACUCGAGGGCUGUUAUGGCUGUAAGGGAAGGGGAUAAGGUCGUUGCCCAGGAUAUGUCUUAUGAUCAGACUCCGUUUAGGAAGGAUGAAUGUGAGAGGGUGAAGCAGUGUGGGGCUAGGGUUUUGAGUGUUGAUCAGGUGGAAGGGCUUAAGGAUCCUAGGAUUCAGUCGUGGGGGGAUGAGGAGACCGAUGGCAGUGAUCCUCCGAGGCUGUGGGUUCAGAAUGGGAUGUAUCCUGGGACUGCAUUCACUCGGAGCGUUGGUGAUAACAUGGCGGAGAAGAUAGGUGUCGUUGCUGAUCCAGAGGUUGCCACGGUGCAGCUUACAACGUCUACCCAUCCUUUCUUUGUUGUUGCAAGUGAUGGGGUUUUUGAAUUCCUAUCCAGCCAGACGGUUGUUGACAUGGUUAACAAAUAUGUGGAUCCCAGAGAAGCUUGCUCUGCCAUUGCCGGUGAAUCGUACAAGCUGUGGUUAGAGCAUGAAAGUCGGACGGAUGAUAUAACGAUGAUCAUUGUACACAUUAAAGACUUGAAUACUGUAUAAAUCAUGGGGUGUACUUUUAGUAGGGAUCCAUGGGUGUUUCUCAAUUCUUAAUACCAAUUUUACUUUGGUUAGUUGGAGAAAUAUUUUGGGUGGCUAUGUUUUUAUCUAAGCCUUAUAUAGCAUUGGUGCCACUAACCAAACCAAGUGUUGGUAACUGCUGAAAAAUGAAUGUCCAAAUAGCAUCUUCUGUCUGUCACCUAUUACUAAAUCUAUUCGAGCCUUCUUGAUUUGGAUGUGU
Molecule: messenger RNA, 1966 nt
Organism: Salvia miltiorrhiza (redroot sage)
Lineage: Eukaryota; Viridiplantae; Streptophyta; Magnoliopsida; Lamiales; Lamiaceae
Product: probable protein phosphatase 2C 35
Exons: 2
Coding region: 595-1728 (377 amino acids)
Biological process (GO): protein dephosphorylation
Cellular component (GO): nucleus; cytosol
Molecular function (GO): cation binding; protein serine/threonine phosphatase activity
Source: RefSeq, a predicted model, not a curated record